AUGCGAGCUCAAGAGACGUUAUUGCUCCGCGCCAUCGGGAGUUGGGGCGUGUGGUGUCACCUCAUUCUCUGCAUCGCCACCUCAAUCUUGAUGCUAUCCAAACUGGAUGGGUACGACGCAGCCGACGACUCCCGGGUCCCGUUUUUGAGAUGGAGGAACGGUCUGCGUGUCAGUGACGUUGCAACACUGAUUUCCGUCGCCAACACCCUCAUUCGAAUCUGCUCGACGAGCGUCGUCGCCAUUAGUUCUGCCCGAGUCAUUUUCAUGCUCCUGGAGAAGGCGAGCCUAAGCCUAGGCGAGGUCCAGAGCAUUGCGAGCUGGAAAGCCAUCAUCCGACUUCCCUUUCGGCGCCGCCGAUACGAGGUCGCAGGCGAGGACAAGACGAACCAAUCAAGCCUAAAUCGAUCGGGGCUUUUGUCGACAGAUUCUCAGGUAGCCGGGAACUACAAUCACCGACGCUGGGUGUGGUCGCUGGCCUUGAUUCUUCUCCUGAUGACCCCGCAGCAGUUUUCAGCCCCGAUUCUCUCCGGAUCUGUGGACUGGAAUGUCUUCAGCACGUGGGGACAGCCUGUCAAGACGUUCUCCGGCUCCCAGGGCGAAAUCGAGCUGGACUGGGCCUCGUAUGCCGACGACGGGCGGCUCCGAGAGUGGCACGCCAGACGGGCCUCGGGUUAUGCCGGCAUCACUUGGGGGAGCAGCAAUGGGGCCGACGCCCCGCCCGGCCCUGAAGUAUGCCGCCAUAUUAUAGACAACAGAGGGCUUCCGGAGCAGUCAAAACUGUUGGGCGCGACGCUGCCGCAUAUCAAGGUGCACUCCAUCAACUGGGACCCCCCGAACGUGACGAGGAGCUCCCUUCCCUUGGGACCAAACAUCAGCUCCUUCGGCGACGAUGUUCUGCGGUACUACCAGACCGGAAACGCGGUGCUCUACGACCCCCAGAACAGCUGGGCCAUCCCGACGGCUGAACGCGUUUGCGUAGCUCGGCCUCAGGGGAUCGCGGCGGUGGAUGCAGCGCAAGCUAAAUCCCAAGCGGCUAGUUACGGUCAAGGACUGGGCAGCGCCAUAGUCCGGGCUCUUGCUGCAGAUUCGGGGUCGGCCCAGGCGAACAGUGGACGGCCAGCCGCUCAAGAUGGCACGAGUCUCACCACCGGUAGUACCCAACAGUGCUCGGAACAGCUCCCUGCGCCCAAGGAGCCGCUCCGUUUUGUCGGCGAGGCCAUGAUCGCUGUUUUGAUCUCCAGGCAGAACAUUACGGAGUGCCAGACCAUCCGAAACAACUCGUUUGGCGACACAUCCCGGGUGCGCAAGUUUGCCAACGUCACGCUAGGCGUGCAGGAAAGCUGCUACGCCCUGGGGACGGUCAACUUCACCGCCGGCGUCGUCACGCUGCCGGAGACGAGAUACAUUAGUAGCCAGGUUGUCGAGGGCAACUGCACAGACGCCAUACUAGACGAGGGGACAUGGGUACGGGAGGCACUGCUUAUGAUGCCCGACGUCAUGACCAUGGUGUCCCUCAUGAACGCCACGAGCAUGCCGACAUGGGACGCCCUCGACGAAUAUGUCGGCACCCUGCUCCAGCAGUCCUUCACCGCGAGCUGGGACGCCCUGUACUCGGCCUCGAACCUGACCGUCUUCCUCGACGCGCAGCCGUACCAGCCAAGGAUCCGCGCGUCCGUCUCCAGGUUGCGCGUUGCGGUUUGGCUGGCCCUGAACCUCCUCCUGACCGUAUCUACCUUGUUCUUACUCUUCGCCGAGUCGUUCUGCGAGCGGGGCACGGCGUACGACGCGACAGCGGCAUUCUUAAUGACCGACGUGGACGCUUCACUGUUGGGGAACGAGAGGGACAACCUGUCCAUGGUAACGGGGGUCGACUCCAAUGUACGGGUCAAACUGUUGCGCAACUCGAGCGGGCGAUUCCGCUUGUCUCCCCAUGAAUGGAAAAGGUAA
Lasiosphaeria miniovina is the source of this 1947-nucleotide messenger RNA. RefSeq lists its product as uncharacterized. The transcript has a single exon. The record is from RefSeq and is a predicted model, not a curated record. NCBI's taxonomy places the organism in Eukaryota, Fungi, Ascomycota, Sordariomycetes, Sordariales, Lasiosphaeriaceae. The coding region runs from base 1 to 1947 and encodes 648 amino acids.